AUGUCCAGGUCACUGACCUCUGCCCAGAUCAUCGCGCUGGGGGAGUACCUCGAGCCCGACUUCGAGGCGGGUUCUCUUACUGUGUCUCAGCUGCUCGGGAUCUUUGGAUAUCACAACAUCAAGUACCCUGCGCCCUACACGAAACCGAAGCUGGUGCAGCUUUUCAACGAUGAAGUCAAGCCGAAAUCGAAGAAGUUCAAGAAGGAGAGGUUGAAAAGGGAGAACAGCGUCGCUAGUGACGAUGGGAUAAAGGACGGGCUUACAGGGAGAUAUAUCAAUGACGAUGCCUUGCCUUUAAGACGCUCUUCGAGACGAUCGUCUAGGGCUCCGUCCCAGGACUCUGAGAUCGCACCACAGCCCCAACCGAAACGGCGUCGUUCGUCUGCGAAACCUGAUUUGGGGGGCCCGUCGAAACAGGUGCCACCGCCACAGUCGCCGGUCAUGGAGGAGAGCGAGCCGGAAGAAAGUGAAGAGGACGUACCGGUUCGUAAAGUGAGCAAAGGAAAGAAGAAGGUAUGUUUUGGGCGUGGUGCUUCAUCUGCGACGUACAGUGGAUGGGAAGACAACAAUAUCUUCCAGUCUGGCGCUGAAUCUUCUUCCCCCGUUCGCCCCUCACCCACCAAACCACGAGCAACCCGCAAGAGCAACCCACCCAAGGUCGUCACCCGACGCUCCUCCCGCAAGGCCGAAUCCGCACCACCUGAGAUGCCCUCAUCGCCCAGUCCGUUCAAACCCGCGAUAUCCACGCCGGGGAGUCCUUUCAAGACGCCGAUCAGUCCGUUCAAGUCACCAGUGUCGAGGCCUUCGCUGGUUCAUCAGGAGACACCCAGCUUCGUCAAGGAUGCUCGUGACGAUGAGGAUGCGGAUGUAAGUAAAGUCGAGGCUGACGACGAGGCCUCGGGGGUGCCAGACGAAGAAGUAGCAGAGGAAGGGGAAGAACAGGUGGAGGAGUCGGAGGCUAAGCAGACGAACGCCGUCACGCGUCGCAUCGCUGACACCAGUACGGCUAUCGUACAACGAGUACAGGAACCUACAUCCGGAAUGGGUCGCAAAUCUCUCUCUGCUAUGAUCCUCUUCAUCGCCGUCUCGCUUCUAUCUCUCGUUCCCUAUAAGCAGGAAUCAUCGUCUAUCGGUUUCUGCGACCCCGGACUCGAUACCAACGAAAUCCUAGAAGGUCUGCGUACCAGACGGGUAGCAGCUGAAGAAUGUGCCGCGGAGAAUAGGACGCUUCUCUACAUCACUCCCGUCGCUUCCGCCAGCUCUUCAGCCGCAAUUGACCAACCUGUUUGCCCUCCGCCAGCCCUAAUCCCUAUUCCCAGUCCGAACGCCUGCACACCAUGCCCCGAGCACGCCCAAUGCUCACAUAACAAUAUCGUCUGCGACAGCGGUUAUAUCAUCCGCCCUCAUCCCGUCCUCGGUUUCCUGCCCUUCCCCAUGACCAACUCUCUCAACUCGCCUCUACCAUCCCUCCAACCCAUCGCACCCACACGGGCCAUCCUUUCUGGUGUCUCCACGGUGUUCGACGGUCUGCCUGGUUUUGGCCCCGUCGCGUUCCCCCCGCACUGUGUUGUCGAUCCUCGACGGAAGAAACAUAUUGGUGUCCUGGGGAAGGCCGUGGAGGCCGUGCUGGGACAGGAGAGGGGCAAGCGGUUGUGUGCGGGUGAUACUAUCCCUGUGAAAGAUGAGAACGGAGGCGAGGCGAAGCGUUGGGGCCUGGAAAUCAGUGCCCUCAAAGAGGCCAUGAAGAAGAAGACCGCGCCCCAGCUUAUGGACACAUUUGACGACACUUUCGAUGAAGCCAUCGAACAGCUCCUGACUUGGGGCGGUGUCUUCACCCGCGUUGAUACAGAAGGGCACAAGUUCAUUGCACACAACACUCCGGAUCUCGACUGGGCCUGUGCACUUACAGUCAAGUCGAGAGAGGGCUGGCAAGAAUGGAGACUUACUCUGGGCGGCAUCCUCACGUCGUUCAUUGCACUCCUUUAUGGAAGAAACUCGCUGCGGCAGCGCGCGAUCGACAACAAACGCGCCGCAGAACUCGUCCAGAUCGUCCUUGACACUCUUCGCAACCAAGAAGUUCGACACUACACAGAUCCCGUCUCUGAACCCCAUCCUUACAUUUCUUCAGUCCAAUUGCGAGACCAAAUCCUGCAAGAUGAGCAUUCGGUGAAGAAAAGGCAAUACCUGUGGGAUAAAGUUGAGCGCGUGGUAGAGGGCAAUGCGAAUGUGAGGGCGAACCUGGAAGAGGUCGAGGGCGGGGAUGAGUUGAGGGUGUGGCGCUGGGUUGGCGGUGGCGCGAGAAGGAAGACGUUGCUCGAUGACUAA
Stereum hirsutum FP-91666 SS1 is the source of this 2325-nucleotide messenger RNA. RefSeq lists its product as uncharacterized. The record is from RefSeq and is a predicted model, not a curated record. Gene Ontology annotation, molecular function: chromatin binding. Lineage: Eukaryota; Fungi; Basidiomycota; Agaricomycetes; Russulales; Stereaceae. The transcript has 10 exons. Bases 1 to 2325 code for a protein of 774 amino acids. Gene Ontology annotation, cellular component: nuclear inner membrane.